Molecule: messenger RNA, 5284 nt
Organism: Etheostoma spectabile (orangethroat darter)
Lineage: Eukaryota; Metazoa; Chordata; Actinopteri; Perciformes; Percidae
Gene: arfgap1
Product: ADP-ribosylation factor GTPase activating protein 1
Exons: 14
Coding region: 274-1521 (415 amino acids)
Biological process (GO): regulation of endocytosis; regulation of ARF protein signal transduction
Cellular component (GO): Golgi membrane
Molecular function (GO): GTPase activator activity
Source: RefSeq, a predicted model, not a curated record
AUACAGAAAAUGAAAACAAGGAAGAGAUAGACGGACUCCCAUGAUGCACUGCACUGCCAACGUAUGCAAACAGGAACAUGACAACCGGUGCUUAACAUUAGCAGCCUGUUUUAAACGGUACACUUCUGUUGGCCUGACACAGUCUGUGACAAUAUAAUAUUUGCUGUGCCUCCGCCACAGAAGAAAAGCGUUCGUAGCGUUAUCGGCGGAGCCAGCAGACCCUCUGAGAACAGCGUCGUCGUGGUUCAUCAAUCACAGACAGUGUGGGUUAACAUGGCGAGUCCAAGGACCAGGAGAGUUCUGAAGGAAGUGAGAACCCAAGACGAGAAUAAUCUAUGUUUUGAGUGUGGGGCUUUUAACCCUCAAUGGGUUAGUGUGACCUACGGGAUCUGGAUUUGUCUUGAAUGCUCUGGCAAGCACAGGGGCCUGGGGGUACAUCUCAGUUUUGUGCGCUCUGUCACCAUGGACAAGUGGAAAGAUAUUGAGCUUGAGAAGAUGAAAGCGGGUGGAAAUGGAAAAUUCCGCAUGUUUCUUGAACUCCAAGAUGAUUAUGAUCCCACGUGGAAUUUACAGGAUAAAUACAACAGCAAAGCGGCUGCACUCUUUAGAGACCAGGUUGUGACUUUAGCAGAGGGUAAGGAGUGGUCCAUUGAGACAUCCCCUGCCAGGAACUGGACAUCUCCUCAACCAAAGACCAGUCUUUCAUCCUCUCAUCGCUCUGGAGGACCUGGACAAAGCUCAGCGAAAUCUGGCGACAAAGCUUUUGAAGACUGGUUGAGUGAUGAUGUGAACUCAUAUCAGAGUGGAGGGGGCUACAGUGGGAAUCAAGAGAAUCGGUAUGUUGGCUUUGGCAACACGGUGACCCCAGAGAAGAAGGAAGAUGACUUCAUCAACAAUGCCAUGUCUUCUAUUUAUUCAGGUUGGAGCAGUUUCACUGUUGGAGCUAGCAAGUUUGCCACUAUUGCUAAAGAUAAUACAUCUAAACUGGCAAACCAAGCAACCUUGAAGGCCACAGAGUUAGGACAGACAUUAAAUGAGAAUGUUAUCAAACCCACUCAAGAAAAGGUAAAAGAUGGCAAAUUGCUAGAUGAAAUGGCAGUCGGGAUCACUGGGCUGGCAAACAAGGUUCAGGGAGCUGGUUCAAAAUUGACUAAUCUCUUCUCCGGAAAAAUGGAGGAUGGGUCUGCUGGAGAGAGCUACCAGAACAUGGAUGCCUCUGAGGGAUAUCAGGGCAGUUCAAGCCAGCCUGUCGCAAAGGACUUCUGGGAAACCUUUGGCAGCAACAACUCCUUAAAGGCCAAGAAAUCUCCCAGCAGUGACAGCUGGACCAUCGCAGACAAUUCUGCAAAGAAGAGCUCUGACAGUUGGGACAAUUGGGGCUCUGAAGCAGCGUCCAACAACAUACACAGCACAGAGGAGAGCUGGGAAGCCUGGGACAACAACUGGGAGAACGCAGAUAGUAAGACAAAGAAAAGUCCCACAAAACCUGCUGAGGAAACAUGGGAUAAUGCAGACUGGUAGGGACUUCACAACUAAACAUCUCCUCACAUGUUUCCCACUCUGGCCUUCAUUUCUCUCUCUCUCUGUUCUUCUCACUGGCACUUUUAGGGAAAGAGCUGUCUCGUGUAGUUCCUGUCAAUCCAUUCAAAAUAUAUUUAUUAUGAACCCAACAAACAAUAAAUGAAGCCAAGCGUUAAAUUUAGCUCAUUAUCAAAGGAAUCAUCCUAAAAUGUACAACUAUACUGACUUGCAGCCAUGUGUUUUAUUAUUACCUUCAUCACAACGAAUUAAGAAAAAAAUCUAUGUAGAUGUGGUCAUAACUUUCUGCCUGUGCUCCCCAAAUAUUAUACCCUUAAUAGUGAAUAAGUCAGUGUUCAUACUGUAUGGGUUAAAUGAUAUUGGUUCUCAGUUCAGCACAUAAAGGAACAAUGCAUGACAGAGAAAAGCUGACAUUGUAAAUAUAAAGCCUUGUAAAUACAGAACAAUUGACUAAACACGAAUGAGAUGAUCAAAUAGAUUUCGUUUGCCCCUGGACCUUUUGCACAAUUUGUUCUUGUAAAAAAAAAAAACAAAAAAAAUUAAAAAGCAUUUUUGAUAGAAUUAGAUGCUGUAGUCACAAAGUGAUAUAUUAAAUCAAAGGAACAAAUGAACACUGUAACAAAUUGGCUAGCACUAGUCAAAUAUGCGUGGAUAUGUCAAAUGUAAAUGGAAUCUAAUGUGUAAGAGUUAGAGCUAAAGGACCUAUUUUUUUUUUUUUAAGUGUGCAAAUGGGUUUGAAAGCCGAUAUAUUAUCAUAUUAUGAAAGAAAAUGGGACAGGAUGCUUAAAAGUUGAAUUUGGUUUUCUCCGAAACAAAUAGAGUUUAUCAAUAAUUGCCCCUUUUUAAUUAUUAAAGUGUUAAGUUGUCAUCGGGUAAAUGUAUCACAUUAAUGCAUGCUGACUUAAAACUUAGCUUUUCUUAAUAAGUGAUGUAAUUAAUUUAACAUCAAUGAGCUGUUAAAAUUUAUUUUGCUUUGUUGGUGCAAUGUUUGAUUUUACUCUGAUUUUAAGACCUGGCUGUAACUCCCAUUCAAACAUUCAUUGCAAAGUUAUUAUAUUUUUUAAAGCGCAGCCCCAACAUCAUUUUAGUAUUUGCUUUGUUAUGCAACUCCUCAAGUAAUGUUACUUUAUACUGCGACAUGAAGCAAGUUAUCGCGUUGUUGUUUUUUUACUUUACAGCUUAAAUUAUUCUGCAAAAAUAUGCCAGAAAUCAAUUGCAAAAUCUAACUUUGAAUCAUUAAAUUACAGUAAAAUGUCACAAUACAUGCCAAUAGCUUUUAACUACUGGUGGAGAGAAGGGGUAUUUAUUGUAAUAUGCUAUCUAUUUUUUUCUUUUUCUGACCUUGAAGCUGGCUGAUACUAUUUGAAUUGAGUUCACACAGUCAGGCCAGACUGUAUUCACUCAUCUUAUAAAUCCAGCUGAUGCUCAGAAACUGAAUAAUGUCUCAUUUUGAAAGCCACUUGGACCUCAGCAAUUGUUUAAUCCAUCAUUUUGCAAUUUUAUUUUGAAGAUGCAACAUUUGGUAUUUUUUUAAAUUUGUUGCCUACCCUAUUGGCUAUAUAUAGUCUAUAGUAGAUCAUUGACAACAAAAGUCUCUCAUUGCAGGAUAAUGCUGUAUAUUACAUGCAGCAUUAUUCUGCAAGUGUGGAGGUUGUGUUUCAGUAACUGGACAUGGAGGGGGACUGUAGACUACGUUGUUAACUGCAUGGUUUUGCCUGUGAGCCUGUAACUUCUGACCUCGACGGAACUGACAGGUCAUUGUAAAAUUCAUCCUGUGUGAAGCAACUGUGUGUGAUCCUUUCUCCACAUCUAUGUCAUUGCAGCACCUUGGUCAUUAUGUAUUGAGGAUUUGGUGUCACAGAUAUCUUCACACUUGUGUCAACAUCUAAAUUGUGAAGUAAUGUUAAUGAGGCUCAUUAUACGCUGGAUGCUUAGAUGGUCAUAGCUCUCAAACACUUGUUAUAAAUUAAUUGAAUCAACCCAGUGCAUCCCUUAGUCAGAUGAAAUGGCAGCUGAACUCACAUUGUUUAUCGUAGAUGCAAAUGUAUCAUAAAAAGCUCAUUGUUUUAACAAGUGGGAAUGUAAAUGGUGUGAAAUUAGGUAUUUUACAAGCCUCUGGUAAUCCUAAAAUUCAAACAAACUGUCUGGGUUUUGAAAUUAGCCAAAUUUUGCUGUACCUAACUUCCCUAUGUGGCCUUUAAUUCCCUACAACAUAAGGUGCUGCAACGCAUACUGUAAAUGACUGGAAAGUUUUGUUUGCCUUUACAUGUAUUAACCCACAGAAGCCCAGUCUUCAGGUGAUGAUGCAAACCACUCAAACUAAACCCAAGUUAAAUACGCUUAAACCAAUUCCAACUCCAGAUCUUGGUUUGAUUUUUUUUUACAUUUGCUUAAUAUUUUUUAAGUUAAUGACUAACAUCAGAAGACUUACAAACAUCCUUGGUUUGCACCUGAUUCUUUGAAGCUUGGUGUCUGAUCAUUGGCAUGUAGUUUAUGACAAACUUCUUUUAGAGCAGUCUACCAGUGCAAUAAAGCUGCUGGAUUUUUGUUUAGUAUUAGGGUGUUUUUUGCUGUAAAUCUAUAGGCAGUACUCAUUUGGCCUCCAUGAUUGGUAAAAAUAAUCAUUUUAUUUUCACAGCUUUCAACGUGUGAAGGCCUGGGAACUUUAUUCCAUGGCCAUUUCCUACCUCUAAAAAGUAUUUAGUUUACGGUUUUCAGUAGUGAACCUGCUUAUUUUUUGAACAUAUCAGCAUUGUUUUGAUGUAGACCUUAUUACUGCUAUAACAUGCUUUGCUGUUUCUCAUUUUGUCUUUGACAAGGGGGAAGUGUGUUAAAGCAAAGCAACAAAGAGGGGUCUGCAGCACUGGUGUAUUCUCAGUGACAAUGCAAUGAUGUAAAAAAGAAAAGAAUCACUCCUGGAACAUUUGUGAACCUCUGCAGUCGUGUGUUCAUGUACGGUCAUGUGUUUAAAAAUCUUAAACAGCGGAUUGCUUUCUGUUGAUACUGGUGUCAGUUUGCUUGUCUGUCUCUGAUGCAGUGAGGUGUACAUGUCAGUAAAUCACCAUCCAAUAUAUAUUGUAACCCUCAGCCUUCCCUCUAUUAUUCAAGCUUCAUGUCAUUUAUUUUUUUAUUUUUUGAUGGCUUGACAUAAAACAUACACACUGCCAGGAAAUGAAUGGAAGACUUUGUGCUAUAAUAUAUAACCUUUUUAAAAAGGCGAAUAUUUGAACAGCCACUUCUGUAAAAGAGCUUGUAGUGCUGAUAUACCAUAGCCUUUUUUAUGAUGAAUGUUAGGGUAUACUGGUACAAUUGAUUCACCUGAUCAAAUGCAGAAUGUGUAAUUGACUAAAAUGCAUCCAAUAGGUCUUGAUAUAAGGUGAUGUUUUUUUUAUAAACCCAAUGUAAUUCCAAACUUUAACUUUCCAGAGCAGCAGUUUGGCUCAGUGUCUGUGCCUGUCGAAAAAAAUUUGAGAUUGGGUAUGUCUGUUUGUUUAUGAAGCUGUUGUCAGAAAUACUAUUUUUGAUGUUAUGCAUGAGAUGUGACGCGGAGCUAAAUACAUUCAGCUGUUUCAAAUGUCAUUUCCUCAGUGAAUUUAAGUGCAGUUGUCUGCUUGCCCCCUUCAAGUUUCACCAGCAGUCAUCCCAUGAGGUGAGCCAGUGUUACCUACUUGGUUGAGGCUUUGGAUAUUUUCCUUGUACACAUGGUUUCUGUGUUUAAUAAAAAUGUAUUGUGCUGUGAAUGCCA